This is a messenger RNA of Diversispora eburnea, 915 nucleotides long. Lineage: Eukaryota; Fungi; Glomeromycota; Glomeromycetes; Diversisporales; Diversisporaceae. The record is from the annotation of a GenBank genome assembly.
AUGAGUUUUUAUGAACUUUUACGUAAAUCCCGUUUAGCAUCUUUUGAUCCUUCUAUACCACAGGUUUAUACGACCCAUAUGCGAUAUAGAAGUCGUGGAGAAUGGGGUAUGAAACGUAAUCUACCGAAUUUCUUACGUACCAACAAUAUUAUUGUUGAAGCGCUUGACACCAUUGAACAUCAAACUCCUUAUAAAAGUGCGGAGACUUUUGUAAAGUUCACUAAACGUUGGAAAGAAAAUUAUCCAUUUUCAAAAGUUUCGAAACCUAUGGAUAAUAAACCAAAGUUAUUUAACAUUGGUAAAAUGACUGAUAAAGAAUUUAAAAAAUUUUUGAGAGAAAAGGUAGAACCAAAAAAAUGGGAAUAUAGAAAUUCUAUAAAUAACGAUACGAAAACUUUGCAAGAUUUUAUAAAUGCUCUAAAUAUUACCUACGAAAGAAAACCAUCCACCAUUCAUGGAUUAACUUAUUCCCAUAAUAACCCCGGAACGAAUAUUGUUGUUCAAGGUCGUGUAUUAAAUAAAGACAUGCCUUCUGGAUUUGCGGUUGGAAUUAGCGGAAUGGUGGCAAAUAUUUUAUCUCGUAAAAAUGUUCCAUUAAAUCAAAUUAGUCGUGAAAAAUUAGAAAGCUUUUAUGUGGAAAAAGCCGAAUUUGAUAGUCAAGGGAAACCAGUAGUUAAAGUUUCGAAAACUCCAGCUUUAAAUCUACAAGAGGCCCUGCUACCAUUAAAGAGCUAUUCAGACCCUAGUUCUUCUAGUUCCGCUAGUUUAGAACAAAGUGAGAUCUUAAAUAGAAUAGUGAACAUGAUUAAGGUUGGAAAUGAUUCAGAACAAAGUAUAGAACAAGAAACAACAAAAACAGAAACACCAAGAUUUGAGGAUGCUUUUAGCGAACUAUCAAUAAAAAAAACAUCAUGA